Hevea brasiliensis (rubber tree) is the source of this 3027-nucleotide messenger RNA. RefSeq names its product auxin response factor 10. The record is from RefSeq and is a predicted model, not a curated record. Gene Ontology annotation, cellular component: nucleus. Gene Ontology annotation, biological process: response to hormone; regulation of DNA-templated transcription. The transcript has 5 exons. Gene Ontology annotation, molecular function: DNA binding; protein binding. Lineage: Eukaryota; Viridiplantae; Streptophyta; Magnoliopsida; Malpighiales; Euphorbiaceae. The coding region runs from base 691 to 2820 and encodes 709 amino acids.
AGUCUGUGGGCAUUCCAGAUUUCUUUAUUUGUUUCCUUUCUGUUUGUGCAGAGAGAGAGAGAGAGAGAGAGAGAGAGAGUUGGAGUUUGUGAGAUCUGAACGAAACAAACACAAACAAAAAACAAAAAUUUGAGGGUGAUCUUUAAAAAAAGGGUGAGAAGGAGAAAAGGGUAGCUUUUGUUUUGGAGUUUAGUGAAAUGGGUGUGAUUUAAAAUUUGAGGUUAGUUGGAGAGUAAUUUGGUGGAUUGAAGCUGCUGCAAAGUAUUUGAUCGCCGAUUAAUGUCCCUGUGUCUGUCUCUGCAUGGAAAUGUACCGUCACGUAGUUCAAAAUUUCUGCCUUUUUUAAGUGAAGAGGAAGAAGAAGAGGAAGAGAGGAGAUUAGACAAGUCAGAACAGCUUUUUCCUGGCCCAAAACAGGAAUAGGGUUUUCUUGAGUGAAAAAGAAUUGAGAAAUUUCAGGUCUCAAAAUCUUAUUAAUUGAAAGUUUAUAUAGAGGGAUUUAGUGUUUUGGCAGUAAAUGUUGAUACUUCAGUCCAUAUAGAGGCAGGCUUUCACUGAGAGUAGCAAAUAAAGAAAGAAUCAGUGUUUUCUCUUUUGCUCUGUUUGUCUGGUUCAGUGUGUUUUUCCUUUAACUUAACAGCAUUUCAAGAGCACUCUUCACCACCAUCAAGUCCUCCGCCGCCAGAAGCAAUGAAAGAGCUGGAGAAGAGCUUGGAUCCACAGUUAUGGCAUGCCUGCGCAGGAAGCAUGGUACAGAUCCCUCCCGUGAACUCCAGAGUCUUCUACUUUCCUCAAGGCCACGCUGAGCACUCCCAGUCUAUGGUCGAUUUCUCCUCCUCCCCGCGAAUCCCGGCUCUUGUACUCUGCCGCUUGGCCGCCGUCCAGUACCUAGCCGACUUAGAAACCGAUGAAGUCUACGCCAAGAUUAGCAUCGUCCCAUUGCCAAACAACGAGUUUGAUUUCGGAGAAGAAAUGGGUAUAUGCGAUAAUAAUAAUGGCAAUAAUACAGAGAAGCCUGCUUCUUUCGCAAAAACUCUAACCCAAUCUGACGCUAAUAAUGGUGGGGGUUUCUCUGUACCAAGGUACUGUGCUGAGACUAUAUUUCCCCGGUUGGAUUACUCAGCAGAUCCUCCUGUGCAGACGGUUGUUGCCAAGGAUGUUCAUGGGGAGAUGUGGAAGUUCAGGCACAUUUAUAGAGGGACGCCGAGAAGGCAUUUGUUGACUACUGGGUGGAGCACGUUUGUUAACCAGAAGAAAUUGGUUGCUGGGGAUUCAAUUGUGUUCCUGAGAGCUGAAAAUGGCGAUCUCUGCGUCGGAAUUCGCCGCGCCAAGCGGGGAAUUGGGAUUGGAAAUGGGAUUGAAUCGUCGUCACCUUCCUCUGGAUGGACUGCAAAUGCGAGUUGUGUUAACCCAUAUAGUGGAUUUUCUCUUUUUCUGAAAGAAGAUGAGAAUAAAGGAAUGCGAAAUGGGGGACUACGAGGCAGGGGAAGAGUAAGGCCUGAAGAGGUUUUGGAGGCGGUGGCGCAUGCAGCCAACGGUCAGCCGUUUGAGGUUGUUUAUUACCCUCGGGCAAGCACACCGGAGUUUUGCGUUAAGGCGUCUUCGGUGAGGGCUGCAAUGAGGAUCCAAUGGUGCUCUGGAAUGAGGUUCAAGAUGGCCUUCGAGACGGAGGAUUCUUCACGGAUUAGCUGGUUCAUGGGGACUGUGGCCUCUGUUCAGGUUUUUGAUCCCAUCCGGUGGCCUAAUUCUCCUUGGCGGCUUCUCCAGGUGACGUGGGAUGAGCCGGAUUUGCUGCAGAAUGUAAAAUGUGUCAGCCCAUGGUUGGUUGAAUUGGUUUCAAACAUGCCAGUCAUCCACCUGUCACCCUUCUCCCCACCAAGGAAGAAGUUGCGGCUCCCGCAACACUUGGACUUUCCCCUUGAUAGCCAAUUUCAAUGGCCAUCAUUUUCAGGCAACCCGCUUGGGCCUAGCAGCCCCUUGUGUUGUCUAUCUGAUAACACUCCUGCAGGCAUACAGGGAGCCAGGCAUGCUCAAUUUGGAAUAUCUUUAUCAGAUCUCCAGCUUAACAACAAACUGCAGUCAGGGCUGUUUUUGUCCGGUCUCCAGCGGUUCAAUUCACACUCUAGAAUUUCUGAAAGUUUCAUGAAAGGCCAUACAAAUAGCGAUGAGAAUUUAUCUUGCUUGUUGACAAUGGGGAGCUCUAAUACAAAUUCAGAGAAAUCUGAUAAUGUAAAGAGGCACCAAUUUUUACUCUUUGGUCAACCAAUUCUCACUGAGCAGCAGAUUUCUCAUAGCUGUUCCACUGAUGCAGUCUCCCAAGUUCUUAGUGGAAAAUUUUCAUCAGAUGAGAGUCCGGAAAAAUCAAAAAGUCAUGAUGUUUUGGGAUGUGCUUCUGAGAAACAAAAAUCAGUGGAAAAGUCGGCUAGUACCGGCUUGUCAUGGCAGAGUCUUCACACCACUGAAACUGGCUUGGAUGCCGGUCAGUGCAAGGUUUUCUUGGAAUCAGAGGAUGUAGGUCGGACCCUUGACUUAUCUGUUCUUGGUUCUUAUGAAGAGCUGCAUGGUAGGCUGGCCAACAUGUUUGGAAUAGAAAGAUCUGACAUGUUCGGCCAUGUGCUCUACCGAGAUGCAACUGGUUCUGUUAAACAGAUGGGAGAUGAGCCAUUCAGUGUCUUUGUAAAAACAGCAAAAAGGUUGACAAUUCCGAUGAAACCAACUAACAGUGACAAUAUCGGAAGGCCAUGGAUCACCGGGAUGAGGAGUGCUGAAAAUGGUCUAGAGGCUUCAAAUAAGACUGGUCCCUUGAGCAUAUUUGCAUAAUAUAGCGUGUGGGUUAUGAGAGUAGAUGCAAAGAGAAUAACUGAUAUUGAGAGCUUUCAGUUGUUUUUGUUAUAUAGAUAGGAGAAACAGGAUAAAGAACUCUCAUCUCUUACUAAGGUUGUUCUCUGAAUGUGUUUCUUUUUAGCGUGGGUGUUUGUUGUACUGAAUAUUUCUGAGUAAUAUUAUGAAUGAAAGCUUUCUUGCCUA